UUUGGAGUGCGUCAGUGCGCUGGGAGGAGGAGUGGCUCCGAGCUCCUUUUUUCAAGAGAUGCAGUAACGUUUGAUCCUGAGAGGGUUUCUGCAGACAUGGAGCUUCUACCACUUCUGUCUCUGAGCUUCUGUUUCCUGACUUUGUCCGGACUGACGUUUGGUGCUGAAUCCGGACCACCUGACACCAGAGUGAUUGUGAUGGAAGAUGAUGAUGUCAUUUUACCCUGCUCCCUCAGCACCAAUCAGAACAUUGAGAAAGAACUAUUUGUCUGGAAGAAGGAAGGAACAGUUCCUCUAAAGGUGGUGUUCAUGUUUGAUGCCGGCACAUAUAGCAGAGGUCAAGAUGAUGAAUUCAGCGGUCGAGUCUCACAUUUUCCAGAACAGCUGAAGUACGGCAACACCUCCAUAAGAAUGAGUAAAACUAAGCUGGAGGACAGAGGAAUUUAUACCUGUAGUUUUCCAGUGAUGCAGCCCAGUGUAAAAACAUCACGCAUUGAGCUUGUUGUUGAGCCCGUAUUAAAGGUCCGAAACGUCCCAGGUGCAGCUCAAGAGCCUUAUGUUACAAAUUGUGAUCAUACAAAUGACUGGGCGCUGCUUCAGUGUGAUGUUAAGAAUGCUUACCCCAAACCUACAGUGGAGUGGCAGGACAGUAAGAAUCAAAUCAUUCCUUCUGGGAAGCCACAGGUCUCUAAAACAGGAGAUCGCUUCCACAUCACCCUCAAUACUACUGUGAAAAAAACUGACCGCUAUCGCUGUGUCGCCACACAGAAGGAAAUCAACCAUCAGGCACAUACGAAUAUCUAUGUAUAUUUUAGAGGUGACCGAUCUGGGACUGGGAUGAUGAGAGCUACUAUUGUUUCAAUUAUUUUUGGAAUAAUUGGAAUAGUUGUUGUUUAAUUUUACUCAAAGCUCAAGCAAAUCGAAUGGGAUCAAAAGCACCAGGAGGGUCUGACAGAUGAGUGUUAUAGUUUAUCUAAUUAUCUUAAAAAAUAGACCACGCAGACAAGUCUCUCCAGUUCUGAAAUUCUCCUGAUGUUGUCUGAAGCAAAGGAUGGAAGAAAAGCUCCAUGUCACACAUCUCCAUCCAGUUCUAUUUUGGGGAUUUAAGUCAGCUGCUUCAGUGUGAGUUUGCAUGGGUGUAUGUGUCCAUGUCUUUUAUCCAGAAUGUUUAACUCAUGUGUUAUAGAGAACUCUUUAUUUCCUGGACAAAUUUCAUGAAGAAUUAAAAAUUGUUCCAGAGCUGUUUAAUGCAAGUUGUCUUAUUUUAAUUUGACAUUUUAUAAAAGUAAUGUGAUGAUGAAUCAGGAUCAUAUAAUAAGUUACAACAGUAAAACAAGAUUGUCUGCCUCUCUGUGUUAGCUUAAUGGUUGUGGGAUACAGCAAAUUUUGAUUUUGAUCCAAUACUAAGUCAUUACAGGGUCAGUAUUACUAAUACUGAUACUUAUAACUUACAAAUGCAGCCUAUGUAGGGAGAGCAUUGUGUCGUCAUUGAUUAACUGAAUCAUCAUCAGUUUGCAAAGAGCAUUAAAUCACUGUUUUGAAUUUCUUUGAAUUUUGAAAGAAAAGGUUGAAAUUCAGCCUUUCAAUGAAUUACACUGCAUUUGCAUAACAGUUCAUUGCCAUCGGUAUUUGAUUAUGUGUGAAUGAAUAUCUGAAGGUGAAUUGUGAACAUGUUAAAUAAAAAUGCUCAGUGACUGAAAUACAUUCAGCAGCUCACACUGAAUCAGGUGACUUAAACUGAUAAAACACAGGUGAACUUAGCCCUGAAACUGCUCUAAAUGUAGGUGAACCUGUAUAAUGUGCCUCCUUUAGUAUGCAUAUCGCUUUGCUAUUAUCUUAAAUGAGCCUGUAUGCGUAUUGUGUGUAUUGUGACUCAGAGUGACUGGGUGAUGUGGAGAUGGGGAGUGGGUGGGUUGCAUAAUUGAGAGUCUAGAAGGGAGAAUACAGAGCGCACAGAUUUAAAUCAUGCAAGCUCAUUGGCUUAAAGAUAGUGUGCAAGAAGAUGAUUGGACUAGAGUAAUGAUGUCAGUAUUGACAGAAAGUGGUAGUGGUCAGACUAGCAGCUGAACACAGUGAUUACAAAGAUGAGUGAUUACAGAACUUCCUUAUUGAACUUGCACAUAUGCUGCUGAUGGAUGAUACUGCAAUUGUACUGUAAGUGUGUUUCUGCUGUAACUGAUGAUUGUGCAUUAUAAACUUAUUUCACAAAGUGCUUAAAGAUUUCUGCAAGUGUACAAAAACAUGAAAAUAAACUCUUGUGACUUUUGUAUGUCCUUGUGU
This is a messenger RNA of Oreochromis aureus, 2280 nucleotides long. Its product is annotated as butyrophilin-like protein 1. The transcript has 7 exons. The record is from RefSeq and is a predicted model, not a curated record. The coding region runs from base 97 to 897 and encodes 266 amino acids. NCBI's taxonomy places the organism in Eukaryota, Metazoa, Chordata, Actinopteri, Cichliformes, Cichlidae.